Messenger RNA from Stylophora pistillata, 2474 nucleotides. RefSeq lists its product as uncharacterized. The record is from RefSeq and is a predicted model, not a curated record. Lineage: Eukaryota; Metazoa; Cnidaria; Anthozoa; Scleractinia; Pocilloporidae.
CUCAACUUAGUGUCUUCAGGAUGGCGGCGUUGGCAAAGCGUCGCAUUCAAAGCUAGAAAUGCAUCAACUGGCUGUGAUUUCCUAGCAUGAAUACUAUAGUAGAAGUAGUUCCUGAGGGUGAAGUAACCUGCUUUGAGUAUGAGGUAUCCACUCAACUGCUGACUUUAAUAGAGCCUUUUGCAACAGCAGAGACACCUAAUCAUCUUUCAGAUGCCACUGAGCCUAGAGCCACAGAAUCUGGUGCCAUAACAGACCCACCUACUCAUCCAUCAGAUGCUGCACAGCACAUUGCCUCCAAGUCUGACGACUCCAAUCUUUAGGCUGAGGCAGAGCCUGCUUUGGAAUCAGAUCCUUCAGUAGCACAACCUUUUGAUCUUUCAGAUGCUGCAUGGCCUGCCUCGGAGCUAUAUACACCAACAACACCUCCUACUGAUCUUUCUGUAGCAGGGGAACCAGAUAUCAAGUAUUCAUUGUGUCAAGUAGACCCAACCACUCCUGUCUUUCCAACACAUGUUCCGUUGACCUUCACUCUUGUGGAGAAAGCAACUAAGCGAAGAGGAGAUAGACUGAUUGACAGCAUGGGCUUCUCCUAUAACAUACGCCGCAAAGGAGCUAAAACAACCUGUUGGCAAUGUACCAUUAGGAGGAAAGGGUGUUACUGUAAAGCUGGAGUAGUGGAAAGAAAUGGUGUCUUCACCUUUGGAAAUUUUUCUCAUAAUCAUGAGCCCCCAAAACCAAGAGCCAAAACACCCUCACGGAAGACCAAGACUAAGGCAAAGGUAGUAGUGGAGCAGUUUAAGCCUGAGCCAACCACUACAGAUGAGGUGUUUCAAGAAAAUCUCCAGCCUGCUUCUACUGUAUUCCAAGCAUUGCCUGAACCUUGUGGUAGCAUAGAACAUUCAUUUACAGUAAUAAACCGUAAUGCCACACAGCUGCUACCUAACAAUAACCAGUCUGGUUUAGUUGAAUCAGUUAUUCAGACUUCACAGUCUACCCCUGUACCUCCAGCAAAUGUUCCUUUGACAUAUCACCUUGUGGAGGAAGCAUCCUUGCGGAGAAGGAACAAACUGAUUGAUAGUAAAGGCUUCUCCUACAAUGUUCGUCGUAUAAAAGGUGUUAAAACUUACUGGCAAUGUAGCGUGAGGCCAAAAGGAAACCACUGCAAAGCCACAGUGCUCGAGCAAGAUGGAUUGUACACUUUUGGCCAACACCCCCACAACCAUGGUACCUAUUCAGGAACCCUAACAGCUGCUCAGAUUGUGUCCACCAUUAAAACAAAGGCAUUGGAAGAUUUAUCAAAACGAGCUUCAGUCAUUGUUAGAGAGACUCUUCAGGAAGCUCUACCUAUAACCUCUGUAUGCCCGGCUUUGCCUAAAGUCGACCAUAUAGUGCGUGCAGUGAAUCGCUUGCGUCAGAAAAUGAGGUCGGAGGAUGUGAAAGACCUCAAUUUCUCCCUAAAAGAGGACGUCAUUCCACCAGGUUUUUACCAAGGGGAGGUGAAAGUAAAGAAGCAGCGUCACCUUAUUUUUGCUACAGAACAACAGCUGAAUCUCUUGGCUGCAGCAAAAAGUUGGUACAUUGACAGAAUUGACAAGAUGGUCAAAGUCCCCUUUCACCAACUGAUAUCAAUUAGCACUUUUGUAAUGUCUGUGGAGUCUGCAAAACAGGUGCCAUUAGCAUUUAUCUUAAUGUCUUCAAGGAAAAAGAGAGAUUACAAGAAGAUUUUGAGAGAGAUGAUCCAUCUUCUACCUGGGGAAUGGCUUCAUGUGCACUUUGUUACAGCAGAUUUUGAUGAGGCAUUGUGGGGUGCACUACGGUGUGUCGUCCCACAUGUAAAGCUGCAGGGAUGUGCUUUUCACUGGACCCAGUCUGUGUGGAAAAAGAUGCAAGAUCUUGGUCUGCAGUCAAUGUGCACAGAUCAUAAUGGUAUGCACAAGUACCUUAGGAAACUUCUUGCAUUACCCUUACUGCCUGGCAAAGAAAUUUCUACUCAGUUCCAGCGACUAAAACUACAGGCAACCACAGAGACACUUUGGGAACUAAUAAACUACAUUGAGGACACAUGGAUCACCAACAUUGCUUAUCCUAUUAGGGAUUGGUCUAGCUAUCAUCAGCCAAUUAGAACUAUGGAUGACAUUGAAGGCUGGCAGAAAGUUCUCAAUGGUGAAACCAGUAGAAAGUGCCAAGUUCCUUUUUACACUUUAGUUCAAUCACUGUAUCGAGUGGCCCAGAUUUCUGUUCAAAACAUGCAGUUGGUAAGCAAUAAAAAGUUGAUCAGAAUUCAAGGUCAGGAUUGCCAUCACUUGCAGAAACCAAUCAGUCAGUAUUGGACCGAGUAUAGGAAAAAGGAAAUAACAGCAGCAAAACUUCUAAAGCUCUGUUCAAAGCUGUCUGGAUCACCCCCAAACUGCUGUCAGUCCUGACUUAAAUAAAUAAUAAAUAAAUAAAUAAUAAAUAAAUAAAUGAUUUAACAA